Messenger RNA from Leptomonas pyrrhocoris, 6394 nucleotides. RefSeq lists its product as hypothetical. The transcript has a single exon. The record is from RefSeq and is a predicted model, not a curated record. Bases 296 to 6394 code for a protein of 2032 amino acids. NCBI's taxonomy places the organism in Eukaryota, Euglenozoa, Kinetoplastea, Trypanosomatida, Trypanosomatidae.
GCACCAGCGGUUUGUUUGUGCUGACAGUAGCAGUACUUGCGGCCUCUGCGAAGGUUGCCAUCACUCGAACUGCGAGAAGGCGCGCGGCGCAAAGUCUGGAGGCGUUGAGGACCAGGUGCCGUGGUAAUGAAGUGUAGUCCAUCAGCGCCCGCCUUCAUCAGCUUUGUAUGUUUAUUAUCCUUUCACGCACACACACACACGUUGGCAAGCUGUCAACCACGGGAGAGGGAAGAGAGACUGCUGCGUUAGAUACCAAUUAUUGUUGUUGAAUCGCUAGAAAGUCUGUCUUUCGAGAAUGGAGGAACUCGCGAAGUCGGUGCAGCAGGCUCAAGCUGCUGUCUUGGGUGUUCAAGACGAUCUUGCGCUGCUGCGUACACAGCUGGAGAGGGACGGUGUGGAAGCGUCGGUAGACGACAGCGGGGCAGCUGCGAAUCCCUACACCGUGGAGCUGCAGACCGGUGUUCAGCAAAAACAAGAAGUCGCUGCCCAGCUGCUGCAGCACAGCGCCCACCUCUUCUACGAGCAGUUCGGUGCCCUGGAGGAGAAGGCGGUACGCCUGCAAAACGUGCGCGAGAAAGAGAAGGAGCUGCAGGCAGCGAAGACGAGCAUGCGACGCUACUUUGACGCCCACGCGACGGAGCUGGCGGACAUGAAGGACACCCACGACGGUGUCAUGCGCCUAGAACGGGAACGCCGACAUCAUCUCGAGGAAGGAGCUGCGGACCAGCGACUCAACCAACAUCAACAGCAGCUCGCCCACCACGUCAUACUCGUGUGGAUGAAGAAAGCCAUGAUUCGCAACCUCACCCGCGAGUACGCGACGCGGCAGAGGGCAACGCGGCAGGCGUAUCAGGCAGCUGCCUGCGAGGCGAUCGCCCGUCAGCGAGAGGUGGUGUCUCAGCAGCGUGUUUUUUACACCUGGCGAUCGCGCCUGCAUAGUCGUCAGCUGCGACGGCUGGAGGAGGCGGCCGUGGAAACGGAGAAGCGCGCGCAGUUCUUUCGCCAGGAGCUGGCCACGACGCAGCAGGUCCUUCACGACCGUCUCGGUGCAGCGCUGGAGCCGCGGCCGUCGAUCAACCGUGAGGAAUCAGCAAAGAAGACCGCGACGACGGCCGGCGCCGGUUCUGCAUCCACCACCGCCGCAGAGCACGAGGACGAGGUGCGGCGUCUGCGGACAGCGCUGGAGGAGAUGACGGUGGAGUUUAGCGAGCGCACGGGGACGUACAUCCGUCAGCAAGAGCACCUGGAGCAGCUCUUCUGGUCCAAGGAACAAAAGCUUCGCGAGACCGCUGUGGGUCUGCAGGCCAACCUUCACGAGGAGCAACGAGCGUUCCACACCCACGUGGCUCAGCAGCGGGCGUUCUCAGAACAGGUGAAUGCAUAUUGGGAGGGCCAACACCGGGAGUGGCAGGCGACGAUGCAGCGCAAAGAGGAGUUCGUUCAUUACAGUUUAUUGGGCCUCGUAGGGCGGCUGCGGCAUCGACACCGCGCGCUGCAAGACGAGGCAGCGAAACUCGCGAGUGAGGUGCGCACCCUCGCCCCGCUGAGUGAGCGGUGCGUGCAGCUGGAGAACCAACUUGCCGCCGCACAGCAGCUGCUACAGAAAGCAAAAGAUGAGCGACGCGUGAGGGAGCGACGCGCCAGCGCGGAUGGCCUUGUCAGCGAUCUUUUGACGGAUCGUGCAGUGCGUGCCGACAACGAGGCACUGCGAAUGCGUUACUUUGCGCAGUGGAUGCAGUGCCGCAGCACCCAUGAACUCCAGCGCAGCAAGACGGAGACGUACGAGCUAAAGCUCUCUCUUCAGAAACAGCGCCAGCAGCUGCUGCUGCAGCAGCAAACAAGCUCCUCUCGACACCAAGCCGAAGUGGCACAGCUGAGGGACAACUUGGAGCAGCUGCGGCGCACCAACGUACGACUGCAGUUGGAGCUUGACGCCGCCGCACGCGCGCAGCAGGACCGCGACCGCGCCUGCUACGACGGCGAGGUGAAGAACGGAGAGCUGUCGGCGGCGCUGCUGCGCGAGAGAAUGGAGCGACGCGGCCUGCAUGACAAAUGGUGGUGCAGUCGGGUCGAGAACGUCGCCCUCGCCGAGUCGCACGCCCGCUGCGGCAUUGAGACGCAGGAGUGUCAGUGGUGGUCGGCGCUGCAGCGGCGGGAGAGGACGGUGCUGACGGUGUGGACGGCGUCGUUGCGUUACGACGCGGCACAGCUCACGGCGGUCUGCGAGGGGUGGGAGGCGCACUGCCACCGCCUGGAGACGGAGCACGACCAAGGCAGGCGUACGCUCGCAUCUCAGCUGGCGUGUGCCCUCGAGCGGGCCCUCCUACAGUCACAGACGCUCACGGCGUGGACGGCGUGGCGGGCGUGGACCCGGGAGCAGCGAACGGUGCGCACUCUGGAAGCUCACGACUCUGAGGCACGAAAAGAGUUGGUGGAGCGCCACGGCAAUGAGCUGGCUCGGCUGCACGCCCGCCACGACACAGCGCUGCGCCGGCAGCAGCAGGAACUCACGAUGGAGAAGACGCAGCUGCAGGCAAUUCACCAGGAGCGCAGCGAGACACAGCGACGUGUGCACGCGCAGGAGCAGUUCCAGCUGGGCGAGCAGCACCGAAGGCAGCUAGCCGAGCUGCAGGCCGCGCACGCAGACGUCACGGCGGAGCUCAACGACGAGAUGCGGCAGCUGCACGGCCAGGUGGGGCAGCUCGGCUCUGUCGUGGUGGAGUACUGCGCAGCGGCCACCUUUGCUCGCUGGCGGGCGUGGGCGAUGCAACGGCGGACGCAGCGCGACGGACGGCUUCAACGCGGCUUUCUCAUGCGGGCGCAGGAGUGGCAUGUGACGACAGCGCGCACCCAGGACGAUGCUCUGCUGGAGAAAGUGAAGUUGCUGGCUGACUUCACUGCACGUGCCGCUCAGGACCACCACGCCAGCUCCUACGCCCUCACGCAGCGUCUCUCGCAGGAGCUCGAGCUGCACGCGGCGUGCCUGCACAAACUGGAGCUAGCAAAAGACGCAGCGGCGACGGAGGCGGCACACCUGCGCGGGGAACUGCAGCACACCCGCUCCCUCUACGACACGGAGAGGCAGUACGGCGAGGCGGUGCAGCAGUCCGCUGCGGAGGAGCGCCGUGACCAACGCGCCGCCCUUUCACUGGCUUCGCGACUCAGUGAGUGGCGAGAAGCAAGCCACCGCACGUGGUACGAGCAGCAGCGGGCGGUGGUGCGCGUUUUUGAAGACGCGGUUACGGCGAUGCUGGAUGACACCCGCGUUGAUGCACAGGCGCUGCAGCAGACGUACGUGGACUGCGUGAAGGAGUGCGAAGCAACCCGCACGUCGCUGAACAGCGCUGUCACCGAAAAGUCGCAGCUGGAAGAGGUCCACGAGCGACUGGUGCAGCGUCACGAGGCGCUCCAGAAAUUGCACGCAGACGCGUCGAGGGAGGUGUCGCAGCUGACCGAAACGCUUGCCACCGUCGUGAAGGAGCGCGACGCGGUCCGAGGCGAGCUGGACAGCAUGCGCGCAGAGAAGUCAGCCGCCGACGACGCACGCGCUACGCUGGCUCGAAAGCACGACGCCAUAAGGGAGGUGUGUGAGAGAGCGAAGGUAGAGGCACCGGAGCUGCAGAGCGCCGUCUCGGCGUACGUUAAAGAGCACGAGAGGUCGCUUACGGAUGCAGCGGUGCACGCAUCACAGCCCACACCUUCCUCUGCGGCGUUGUUGGCUGACAGCAGUUUUACUGAUGAUCCACUCGAGGUGAGUGCGUUGGACGCGGAGGAGGAGCAGCAGCACCGGCAACGGGAACAGACGCACGAGAGUCGACGGGCUGUGGCAGUCGUGGCAGCAGAGCACAGCAACUCAACCACCGCAUCUGGCGCGGAACUUUAUCGGCAGAUCCUUCCAGGUGAGUUGGCGCGUCGUCUGUGCGAGCUCGAGACGUACUCGACCCGCAACGCAGAGCUGUUGGACAGGGAAGCUCAGGAGCACCUUUGCCAUCUACUUCACGAGCCUUUCGUGUUCGACACAUCCUUCUCUUCGGCUUCCUCGGCCUGGAAAGGUGGUGUUGCUUCCAUUUCUCAAGGCACGGCCCAUCCUCCAGAUGUGAUACCGAUUGUGUGUCACUCACUGGAGACACUGCGCAAUGCGGCGCUGCGGUGGGCGGAGGCGCAGGUGCAGCGCCGCACCGCCGACGUCGCCUCUCUCAAUACGAAGCGGGCGCAGUCAGAGGCAGCACUGACGCGGCUGCGAGAGAACAUGGAGGGGCUGCUGGAGGAGCAGCGCAGCCUCGCCGGAGAGAUGCAAAGCGACGUGCAGUCUCAAACCGCACUAACGGAAGGCCCUAUCUCACCAAGCGAAGCCUCAUUGAUGCACUCGCAGACGUGGAGGGAGCGGCUGGGUGCGCUGACCUCUCGCUACGCGCGUGUGUUGGACACCUUCCGCACCGACAUCGCCCGACGGCAGGACACCUUCUACAGCGUCAAUGGCAUGUUGGUUGAGGUGGAUCAGUUCUCGGAAGGGCUGCUGCAGCGGUUUGAAGAGAACAUGCAGGAGAUGGCGCGACUGAAGCACCAACUCGAUCCCACAAGCGUUGCAGCGCAGAGGCCGUGCGUUACACCCGUUUCGCACCCCAUCUCCCACAGUGACCUCUCCAUGAUGUCGCCCGAGCCGCAGAACCCACAACGUGCGGAGACGCCGUUCUUAGCGCGUGUGUUGGGUGACACCGUCACUCCUCCCCCUUCCUCCGAUCAGCGAGCAGAGCAGCCGAAGUCGCCGUCCGCUUCCACCACCCCGCCCAUGACUGACGCAUCACCCGAGAGGCACGCCGUGCGCGAGCGCGUCCAUCUGCUGGAAAAGCUGCUGGUCGAGGCCAAGGUGCAAAUCGCAGAGGCCAGCGCCGUGAUGGACAGCGCUCGCCGCGCCGCCUCCAUCGCACCCCCGCCGUCCCUCCAGGCGCAGGUGUGGGCAGCGCAAGACGCAAAGGACUUCGCCCAGCUCGCGCUGACAGAGGCGGAUUUCUUGAGUCUGUACACCGCUGCGGAGUCGACCGCACACGCCGUCAUGACGGCCCUCCGCAGCUGCACCGAUCGACUGAAGGAGACACAAGGGGAAAUGUCGCAGCAGCUGCAGACGGCGUGUGUCUCGGUCGAGGAGUCGGUGCGGCAGCGUUACCGGGCAGAGGCGGAGCGCUACGAGGCGACGCUGCGGUCGAGCAACGACUCGCUGGCGAUGGCGACGAAGCAGCACGCAAAGGAGAAACUGCACUACGAGCAACUGCUGGCGCAGCAGCGAGCAGAGGCGGCAAAGGCGGCGGAGAAGCACACGCGUGACACCCAGCUGAUGCGGCAGAACUACACCUCAGAGAUGGCGGAGUUGACGGAGCACCUCCAGCUGCUAGAAGAGGAGCUCGAGCGCACGCGGCAGGCCGCGAACUCUGCCGUGCAAGACGCGGUGGCGAGGCAGACGGAGUUGCUGGACAUCGAACACGCACAGGCGCUGCGGGGUGCCGAGAAGAAUCUGACGCGUCUCACCGCUGAAAAGGUCCUGCUGGAGGAGCGCUGGACUGCGAAGGAGGAGGAUUACGAGAGACGCCUGCAGCUGGAGCGGCGCGCCGUGGCACGCCUGCAGCGACGACUGGACGGUGCGGGAGCAGCGGACGCUAAUGUUGAGGAAAGCACGUACAGCGGGAUAGGCGAUGGAAUAACUGGACCAUCUAACGUGAAUGGCCGCUGGGAGACCUACGUGAGUUGUUCCGCGAGCCUUUUUGUAGCGCAGUGCGACGAUAAGGCCGAGUGGUUCACAGCGUGCGUCGCGGAGCUGGUUGAACAGGCGCGUGAGGAGUGGGAGACGGAGGUGAUGCACCUGCGCGAGCGUCUGGCGUCGCUGCUGGAGAAGGCACCGUCUACUUCACCCUUCAUUCAGAAGUGGAGCGACAAGGACGAGCCGGCUGCGUUGUCGAAAAGAGAAGACACCGUGGAAGACACCUCCUCGCAGGCGCUGACGUUGUCGCCGUCUCCGCAGCGCACGCCGACGACGACACGGAUAGCAAAGGGAGCAAUGAACACACACACGCCCGUAUCGCCCCGUCGUUCUACGAGUCGGUGCAGUCCCGCUCGCGCCGCCUCUGCAGCGGUACGUGUGCAGCGCGGCAAUGCAUCCGUGGGGAACGAAACCCGCCCGUGCGCCUCCACAGGGACGUCUCCCACACGACGUCGCAGUCCGUCAGUAGACUCGUUGGAGCUGACCCAGUCGCUUCUGCGCUACUCGAAGAUGCUGAGUGAUCACCGGACACGCAAUACGGAGCGGCUGGAGCGGGCAACGGCGCUCACGGCGGAGGUGGAUGACCUUCUCCUGUGUGGAGUGGAACUGGGGCGUCUCGCAGACACGCAGGGGCACCGCUAA